Messenger RNA from Chondrus crispus (carragheen), 111 nucleotides. RefSeq lists its product as hypothetical. The transcript has a single exon. The record is from RefSeq and is a predicted model, not a curated record. The coding region runs from base 1 to 111 and encodes 36 amino acids. Lineage: Eukaryota; Rhodophyta; Florideophyceae; Gigartinales; Gigartinaceae.
AUGCAUGUGGGGUUUGCAGAGAUCAGAUUCAAGCAAACAAAGAUGCGUUCGUACGUCGAUGACGCCGUGCCUGCACCGCCUGGACUAGUGUCUAGACGACAAGCAAUUUGA